UGAUGCUUAGCUAAACUAACUAUGAAAUACUUUAACUGGACAGGACUCCGGAUCAACUGUGUACUGUAAGGUAGCUUCUAGCUUCAUGUCGAACAUUGAUAACCAAGCCGUGAAAAUGCAGCGUGCCUUUGUUCUGUGUGCCGUGGUGGCCCUGUCCGAGUGCCUCUUCCACCUUUCUCUGGAGAAGGGUAUGACAGCGAGGGAGAUCCUGGAAGAGCAAGGUCUUUGGGAGGAAUACCGUCCCAAAUACCCGUACAACCCCAUGGCCAAGUUUGACGAUAAAUUAGCUGUCGGCAUCGAGUCCAUGACCAACGACGCUGAUCUGGCUUACUCUGGCAUCAUCUCCAUCGGGAAUCCUCCUCAAACCUUCAGGGUCAUCUUCGACACCGGAUCCUCCAACCUGUGGAUUCCCUCCAUUUACUGCAACAGCAUCGCCUGCAACAACCACAACAAGUUUAACCCUGGCAACAGCAGCACUUUCAGAAACAACGGCCAUGCUCUCAACAUCCAGUACGGCACCGGCAGCAUGACCGGAUUCCUGGGAUACGACACUGUGACCGUGGGUGGUCUCGCUGUGAAUAACCAGAUCAUCGGCCUGAGUCAGUCUGAAGCUGACUUCUUGCAGUACAUGCACGCUGACGGAAUCCUCGGCCUGGCGUACCCUCGCCUGGCUGAAUCGAACGCUACACCCAUCUUCGACAACAUGAUGAUGGAGAAUCUGGUCAACCAGGACGUUUUCUCCUUCUAUCUGAGCUCUGACUCUCAGAAAGGCAGUGUGUUGACAUUUGGUGGCGUCGACCCUAACCAUUAUUCUGGUCCCAUCUCCUGGAUCCCCCUCUCCCACGAGCUGUACUGGCAGAUCACAGUGGACAGUGUUACUGUCAAUGGUGAGGUUGUGGCCUGUAAUGGCGGCUGCCAGGCUAUCAUUGACACCGGUACUUCUCUGAUUAUUGGACCUCAGUGCAACAACAUCAACAACAAAGUGGGAGCUACCAACAACAACGGAGACUACAUGGUCAACUGCAACAGCAUUGCCCAAUUGCCUGAUGUGACCUUCCACAUCAACGGAGAGACCUUCACCAUCCCAGGCUCUGGCUACGUCCGCGGGUCUGAGGCCAAUGGCUGCCGUACUGGCUUCGUUAAUGGAGGAGGCAACCUCUGGAUCCUGGGAGACGUCUUCAUCAGACAGUACUACGCCAUCUUCAGCAGAGCCCAGAACAUGGUGGGUCUGGCCACGGCUAGAUGAGAAACCUGGAGUCACUCCUACCAACAUCUUUAAAUCAAUCAC
Molecule: messenger RNA, 1288 nt
Organism: Gymnodraco acuticeps
Lineage: Eukaryota; Metazoa; Chordata; Actinopteri; Perciformes; Bathydraconidae
Product: pepsin A-like
Exons: 10
Coding region: 86-1246 (386 amino acids)
Biological process (GO): proteolysis
Molecular function (GO): aspartic-type endopeptidase activity
Source: RefSeq, a predicted model, not a curated record